Ostrea edulis (European flat oyster) is the source of this 2122-nucleotide messenger RNA. RefSeq lists its product as uncharacterized. Gene Ontology annotation, biological process: protein polyubiquitination; proteasome-mediated ubiquitin-dependent protein catabolic process. The coding region runs from base 222 to 1829 and encodes 535 amino acids. Gene Ontology annotation, molecular function: ubiquitin protein ligase activity; zinc ion binding; protein binding. The record is from RefSeq and is a predicted model, not a curated record. The transcript is spliced from 2 exons. Lineage: Eukaryota; Metazoa; Mollusca; Bivalvia; Ostreida; Ostreidae.
AGUUUGAGUGGCUAUGCAAAUGAAGUUUGGUUUAUUUGGAUAAAUGAUCGCAUUUCCCGUUUAAAUCACAUGACAGGGCGGAAGGUCUACAUAUAUAAUGUAGCUGGGCCCGCACAUUAAAUUCACUCAUCAUCAUCAGGUCGACAUACCAGGAAGAGGCGGCUGUACAGAGGACAUUUUGGAUAUUUACAGCUAACUACUCGUGAUCCCUGACCCUAGAGAUGGACCCGCGUGCUCAGGACGUCCUACUGUGUGACCUCUGUGAAACUGACCCCCUACAGUAUCUCUGUGAACAUUGCGAUAUCAAUCUUUGUACUAACUGUGUCAGUAAACAUCUCUCAGAUUCCUCUAAAAAACACAAAAUCGCACCCUAUCAUUUACACAGAAAGUUUACUCCUAAAUUCUCAAAAUGUCUGAAACACGCCGACAAAGAUUGCGAACUGUACUGUGAGAGCUGUCACAUUCCUGUCUGCUCUACCUGCAUCUCCUCAGGUAAACACAAAGGUCACGAUAUAUCAGAUAUUCUGGAAAAACUCGGCUCUAAAAAACAACGCAUAGAAAAAGAUUUAGAAGAACUCGAGAAGAAAAUUUACCCCCGAUAUACGGAAAUUUCCUCCGCUGUCCAAACUGAGAAAGCCGAAGCACAAACGAAUUACGGAAAACUGGCCACAACUGCUGACCAACAAGGAGAAGUCUGGCAUCGCGAGGUCACCGACAUUGUCAACAAACGGAAAGCAGACAUUGUAGAGACAAAAACUAAACAUCUCUCUCUAUUAGAUAAACAAGCAGAUGAAAUCACGCACAGAAUGACUGAAAUCAACCAGGCCAUUCUAGAAAUGAAAAACAUCCUGGACACCAACGACAUCUCCUUAACAUCAACUUACAAAUCUAGAAAUAAUGAAUUCAAUAAACUGCCUCCUACAAUCAAAGUUACAUUACCAAGCUUAUCUACUCCAACAAUUAACACAGAAAAACUUAACGAGAUGUUUGGUUUAUUAACUUCACUCUCCGUUACAACAGUCAAACCACUGCUAGCUGAACCGCGACUUACCGCCGCCAUAGACACUGGGUAUGAAUAUCUACACAGUGUUAGCUGUCUGAGUGAAGAUCAAGUCUGGACAUGCGGGGAUAACAAAACCAUGAAGCUCCUCAACCUCCAGAGUAAACUACUGACAUCAAUAAAAACCAAGUCAGGGAACACACCAAUAGACAUAGCAGUGACACAGGACGGAUAUCUUGUUUAUACUGACUCUUGGAAUAACACUGUGAACUUAAUUAAGAAUAAAAAGAUACAGACCGUGAUCAGACUACAGGGGUGGAGACCUCGCAAUGUCUGCUGUACCACGGGUAACGACCUUCUGGUUACCAUGACCAGUGAUGAUCUCAAACAAUCCAAAGUCGUGCGUUACUCCGGCUCCACAGAGACACAAAGCAUUCAGUUUGAUGAUCAGGGUCGUCCUCUCUACUCAUCUGGUGGCAUUAAAUACCUCAGUGAGAAUAGGAACCUGGAUAUCUGUGUGGCUGACUGGGACGCUAGUGCAGUAGUGGUGGUCAAUCAGUCAGGAAAACUCCGAUUUAGAUACACUGGUCAUCCCUCUAAUACCGAGCAAUCAUUUUAUCCAUACGGCAUCACUACAGACAGCCAGAGUCACAUCCUGACAGCAGACCGCUACAAUCACCGUAUCCACAUCCUAGAUCAGGACGGACAGUUCCUCCGCUACAUUCACUGUGAUUUAGAACGUCCAGUAGGUUUAUGUGUGGACAUUAAAGACAACCUCUUUGUGGCUGAGUGGGGCACAGUUAAAGUUAAGAAAAUCCAAUAUCUAUAAACACAGUGUUAAUUACACAGCUCUACAGUGUUAAUUACAUCUAUCAAAAUGGUGUUAAUUUCACAUCUCCAGUGUUAAUUAUACAUGUACAAGGUUCUGUGUUGAUUACCGAUGUUAAUUACAGUCCUGUGUUGAUCACAGCUGUGUUAAUUGCACCAGUGUUUGGGAUUUGUAUUUAACGCCUGCAUUGACAUUAAAUGUGUGUUUGUUUAUGAGUGUUUGAUUGAACUUUAUUUUGUUUGUUAUCUGUGUUAUGUUUCAAUGUAUAUAUUAUAGAUAAACAUGAUUUAGUG